This is a messenger RNA of Helianthus annuus (common sunflower), 1677 nucleotides long. RefSeq names its product zinc-finger homeodomain protein 6-like. Bases 654 to 1514 code for a protein of 286 amino acids. Gene Ontology annotation, molecular function: DNA-binding transcription factor activity; transcription cis-regulatory region binding. Gene Ontology annotation, cellular component: nucleus. The record is from RefSeq and is a predicted model, not a curated record. Gene Ontology annotation, biological process: regulation of developmental process; regulation of DNA-templated transcription. The transcript has 2 exons. Lineage: Eukaryota; Viridiplantae; Streptophyta; Magnoliopsida; Asterales; Asteraceae.
AUUUAAACCUCUUUCAUCUUUCUCAAAAUCUAAUGAGCUGAAGAUGAAGAAGAAGAACAUAAAGGGGCAAAACUGAACCAACCAUUGACACCUGCCUAACAAGUUUCUUGCUUUUCAACUCCAAACCAGACCCAUCUUGUUUUCUAGUUCUUUCUUUAUAGGUUAUGCCCACUUUAGUUCAUGAUGGCCUGCAGGAGACACUACCUUCAAACUACCCCCCCUACCCCUACCCCUACCCCUAUCCCACCCCUACCCCUUACCCACAAACUCUUUUUCUAGUCAUGUUUGCUGUCUGCAAAUCCCAUUCCUGGAAACAUGGUGUUUAUACAUAUUAUUAUAGAGCUGUUGUAAUCUACUGCAUCAAUUAUCAUUUAUCAAGCAAAGUGCAAGGGUCCCAUUAGAAAGCAAAAGAUCAUCUUUUUCAGCAGUUCAAGAUUUUUUUUCUUUUUUGCUACAGUUUAGUGCGGUUUAGGUUUCAACCAACUUAUAUGUUUUCAGAUCAACUUGUUAUAAGAAGAAGAUUAUAACAAGAUUAUGAGAGAGCAUGUGAUUCUAGUGGAUUUGAAAGUCUAUGCAAGUUGAGAGUAAUCUUUAGUAGUUGUUUAGUGUUUAGGUAGAUAAGAGAGAGAGAGAGAGAGAGAGAGAGAGAUCAGAUGUCAAAUAUUAAUCACAAUAACCCAUCUCAGUUUAACCGGGGAUCAUCUUCUUCUUUCUCUUAUGCACCUUUGAAUUUAUCAAAUGAAGCACUAGAUCAGCCACGUGUCCACUUGCAUCAAAGAGGCACUCACCAUGGAUUGCAAGAACAAGCACAAAGAGAAAGAAGAGAAUCAAACCCAAACCCAGAUCCAGAUCCAAUGCCACCGCCACCACCACCGCCACUAUCACCAUCACCAUCCAACAGUGUGGAGGCUGCAGUGGUGGUAAGAUAUAGAGAAUGCCAAAAGAACCAUGCUGCAAGCCUGGGUGCUUAUGUUGUAGAUGGGUGUGGGGAGUUUAUGGCUAAUGGAGAAGAAAACACACCGGAAAGUUUAAAAUGUGCUGCUUGUGAAUGCCACCGAAGUUUCCACCGGAGAGAGGUGGAAGGUGAGUCACAAUCCACCACAUGGAUACCGGGUAUACAAAACCCACCACCUAGAGUUGCUGCUCCUGCUGCAACAAUGCAGCCACCUUAUCAGCAACAACACCACCACCAUAGGUACAGCCACCAGGUGCCACCAAUCAUGGUGGCGUUUGGUGGGAACAGUGCAGCACCGACGGAGUCAUCAAGUGAAGAUCUUGACAUGUACCAGACACACCCCGGACAACAGCCAGUGAAGAAAAGAUUCAGAACAAAGUUCACAGAUGAGCAGAAGGCAAAAAUGCAUGAUUUUGCGGAAAAAAUAGGGUGGAAGAUUCAGAAACAAGAUGAACAAGAGAUUCUACAGUUUUGUGAUGAAGUUGGACUGAAAAGAAAAGUGUUCAAAGUAUGGAUGCACAACUGCAAACAAGCCUCCAAGAAGAAGCAAGAUCAGUAAGAUUUAAUUAAAAUAGGCGGUAGCAACACCACAGCCAUAUUAUUAUUUCCAAGAUUUCAAUUAAGAUCAAGAAGUAAUUUCCUCGUAUGUGCUAUUUUGACUCUAAAUUUUUAUGGAUUAUUUUUAUUUUAUGAUUAAAAAAACUCAUCCCAAUAGUUAUAAA